AUGCGGCCUCCAAUUCUACACAUUGUGUCUCGGGCCUUUCUGCUGUUGCUGCCCCUGGGUCUGUCUCAAGGAUUUGACUGGACGAAAGACCAUAGUGGAUCCUUCUAUUAUGGGACGUUCCCUCCUGGUUUCUCCUGGGGUGUGGGGAGUUCCGCUUACCAGACAGAAGGGGCUUGGGAUCAAGAUGGGAAAGGACUCAGUAUCUGGGAUGUUUUCACCCGAAUUAAAGGAAAAGUGCAUCUGAAUGAAACAGGAGAUUCAUCCUGUGAAAGCUAUUAUAAAUUCAAGGAGGAUAUUGCUCUGCUGAAGGAGUUGAAAGUCAAUCAUUAUCGUUUUUCUAUCUCCUGGCCUCGAAUUAUACCCACUGGGAUCAAAGCUGAGCGAGUCAAUGACAAAGGAAUCAUGCAUUAUAAUGAGCUAAUAAACACCCUCCUGGAGAGCAAGAUCCAGCCCAUAGCGACCCUGUACCAUGGGGAUCUUCCGCAGGCACUGCAAGAUAGAUAUGGAGGCUGGCAGAACAACAGUCUGAUCAGCUUCUUCAAUGAUUAUGCCAACUUGUGUUUUGAGAAGUUUGGUGACCGGGUAAAACACUGGAUUACUUUCAAUAACCCUUGGUCCACAGCUGUGGAGGGAUAUGAGGUGGGAGAGCAUGCACCAGGGUUAAAGCUGAAAGGAACAGGAGCUUACAGGGCAGCACAUAACAUCAUUAAGGCUCACGCAAAGGCUUGGCACGCAUAUGACAGGCUCUGGCGCAGUCACCAAAAAGGACUGGUGAGUAUUUCUAUCACAAGUGAAUGGGGAGAGCCAGUCGACAUUACAAGUCAAAAGGAUAUCGAGGCUGCUGAGCGAUACAUCCAGUUUUAUCUAGGCUGGUUUGCCAACCCUAUUUUCAAUGGGGACUACCCUCAAGUUAUGAAAGACUGCAUUGGUAGAAAGAGCUCGCAGGAAGGCCUGGGUAGCUCCAGGUUGCCUGCUUUCACUCCACAAGAGAAACACUUCAUCAAAGGCACAGCUGACUUCUUUGGGCUGGGUCACUUCACAACACGCUACAUCACUCACAGGAACUACCAUUACAGCAAGGGACCAAGUUAUUACACAGACCGGGACUUGGCAGAACUUGUUGACCCACGGUGGCCAGACCCAGGUUCAGAGUGGCUAUACUCUGUACCUUGGGGUUUCAGGAGGAUUCUGAAUUAUAUCAAGAGUCGCUAUGGAAACCCUAGAAUUUAUGUGACAGAAAAUGGAGUAUCUGAAAAACACCUGUGUACUGAGCUGUGUGACAAGUGGCGAAUGCAAUAUAUGAAUAAUUACGUUAACGAGAUUCUUAAAGCUGUUAAGGAUGGUGUUAAAGUCAAGGGAUACACAUCCUGGUCACUGCUGGAUAAGUUUGAAUGGGAUGAAGGAUAUUCAGAAAGAUUUGGGCUAUACUACAUCGAUUUUAAAAGCAAGAGCAAGAGGAGGUAUCCCAAAGCCUCAGUUCAAUACUACAGGAAGAUGAUCAGCUCAAAUGGAUUUCCCAACCAGAGAGAAAUUGAGAGUUGGAAACGCAAGGCUGCAGAGACUUGUUCCACCACCAAUGCACUGCUUACUGCAGUUAGCCAAUCCUCUACCCAUCCUAAUAUACUACGCUUAACUCAUGAUCCUCUUGUCAAUCAUAUGGAGAUGGUGACUGAGAUAGUUGUCCCGACCGUGUGUACCCUUUGCAUACUGCUCAGCGCUAUAUUACUGAUGUUCCUACUUCGGAGGCAGUAAAAAAACCCAGAUUGCUGUUGUGAGAAUACAAUGCUAAAUGUACAACAAAAAUAGAUGACUAGCUACUUCAGCAAGUUUGUUAAAUUAUGACAGUGUUCAAACAACCAAGUUGAUACUUGUCUAUUGUCACUUCUAAAGACCUGAUGGCUUUAUUACUAAUGAACAAGAUGACCCAUCACUGGAAUGGUAAAACUGCAAUAUAAACAAACUCAUCAACCAAACUCCCGAUUCAAAUUCCAUGGCUGAGGUGAAGGAGUUCGCAACAUGAUAAAGUGAUUCCACUUCCAAUAUUUUCUUCCCCAAUGGGCUUGGUGCCCAAUCCAGGUCUAUAUUAUCAAGGUUUCA
This is a messenger RNA of Carcharodon carcharias (great white shark), 2097 nucleotides long. RefSeq names its product lactase-like protein. The transcript is spliced from 15 exons. The coding region runs from base 1 to 1752 and encodes 583 amino acids. NCBI's taxonomy places the organism in Eukaryota, Metazoa, Chordata, Chondrichthyes, Lamniformes, Lamnidae. Gene Ontology annotation, molecular function: beta-glucosidase activity. Gene Ontology annotation, biological process: carbohydrate metabolic process. The record is from RefSeq and is a predicted model, not a curated record.